ACCAGAUUCUUCUACCUUUCAAAGCAGGUCUUGAUGCUGCGAGCCAGACUCAACUGCGGGUAAAUUUGGUUGUUCCUCAUGUACAGCAGAAUUCCCAGCAGCCUCUCUUGCUGCUCGCUCGGCAACAUGCUCUCUCCUUCCUCUCCACCCGUUCUCUCAAACAGACAGGCCCAAGUCUCAUGCUGUGGGUUCCGACCCUUUGCCAAUAAUUCAUCGUAAAGCGCCCAGGCAGUGCUCGGAUCACCAUUUUGCAUGGCUGCAGCUAUGAUGUUCCCGUAGUUGCGAGGUGAUGGCUUAACAACCUGCAGAGGAUCAGAUGACGCUACAGCCACGAUCAAUUUGCGACAAGAUGCUAGCGAAAAAAGAUCGUUUACCUUUUUGAGGUCUUGCAGGAUGCCGAGAGCUUCCCGCCACCUUUGUGUGCGGCUGAAAGACUGAAUCAAGAGGCUAUGAGCGCCGGUAUCCAAAGAGGGGAAGCUCUGUCGCAUAAUAUCGUAGACAUCAAAUACUUCUUGGUCAUGGCCGGCCUUUACGCAAAGUGUCAGAUACUGCAAUAGGAUUUUGUAGGAAAGUGUUCCUGUUUCUGUGGCAACAAAUGAAAGCAGAGACCUGCGCCAAAGCAGAACAGACAAGAAAUUUUUCCAACGAAUCACUAAACCUAAGUGCUUCGUGGCAGCAGGUCAUGAGAAAUGACAGCAGUUUCUAUUCCACACAGCAAGUCGUCUUACUUGGCAAUGUCCAACUCUGCCCCAGAGUUCAUCAGUGUACACAACAUGCCAAUGUCAAAUCGUUCUGGACUUCCCAGAGACUCUUUCAGUUCCUUCCACUCCUCAACAGAUAGCGGCUGGUCAGGAGGUUGCAGCUUUCCUGUAAAACAUGUCCUCCUCGCAGGCUCCUUAUGAUGAUUCUCCUCAGGGAGAACACCCGCCUUCCUCUUCAGCAUCUCUGCUGUCCUCUUCGCCGUCCCAGCAGCGAACACGGAUUUUGGGAUGGAAGGAUUUUGCCGAAGAUGAAAGAACACAAGAGGAAAAGAAAUCUGAAGAAAUGGAGCUGUUUGGCAAAUAUUAUUCCGAAUGGAAGGGUGGAAGUAACAAAAACAAAUCCUACAAGAACAUCCCUCGAUUCUACUUUCGGUUACCUGCGGAGGAUGAAGUUUUGCUCCAGAAACUGAGAGAAGAAUCGAGAGCAGUUUUCCUUCAGAGGAAGAGCAGCGAACUAUUGGAUCAUGAGGAACUCCAGAAUCUGUGGUUUCUGCUUGAGAAGCACCAGGUACCUCCAGUGAAUAGUGAAGAGGCCAUGAUAAGUUAUGAAGCCUACCUGCAGGUGGGCGAAUUGGCUGGACCCAAGUGCAACAAAUUCUUCACAGCCAGAUUGUAUGCCAAGCUGCUCCACAGCGAUCCCUACGGCAGGAUCUCCAUCAUGCAGUUCUUCAAUUAUGUCAUGAGGAAAGUGUGGCUGCAUCAGACCCGUAUUGGUCUGAGUCUCUACGAUGUGGCAGGACAGGGCUACCUCAGGGAGUCUGAUCUGGAAAACUAUAUAUUGGAGUUGAUCCCAACGCUACCUCAGCUGGAUGGACUGGAGAAGUCUUUUUACUCUUUUUAUGUCUGCACCGCUGUCCGCAAGUUUUUCUUUUUCCUUGACCCGCUUCGUACUGGAAAGAUUAAAAUCCAGGACAUCCUGGCCUGCAGUUUUUUGGAUGAUUUAUUAGAGUUAAGAGAUGAGGAGUCUAAAGAGAGUCAAGAGUCCAACUGGUUCUCUGCACCUUCAGCUCUCAGAGUCUAUGGGCAGUACCUCAACCUGGAUAAGGACCACAAUGGCAUGUUGAGCAAGGAGGAGUUGUCACGCUACGGCACAGCCACGCUCACCUCAGUCUUCCUCGAACGAGUAUUUCAGGAGUGCCUCACGUACGACGGAGAAAUGGAUUAUAAGACUUAUUUAGACUUUGUAUUGGCCUUGGAAAACAAGAGGGAGCCAGCAGCACUGCAGUAUAUUUUUAAGCUUUUAGACAUGGACAACCAAGGAUACCUCAAUGUCUUCUCCCUCAACUAUUUCUUCAGGGCCAUCCAGGAUCAGAUGAAAGUGCACUGUCAAGUGCCUGUCUCCUUCCAGGAUGUCAAGGAUGAGAUCUUUGACAUGGUGAAGCCUAAAGACCCCUACAAGAUCACACUCCAGGACUUGGUGAACAGUUGCCAGGGUGACACGGUCACCAGCAUCCUGAUUGACCUCAAUGGCUUCUGGACUUACGAGAACAGAGAAGCGCCUGUUGCCAAUGACACUGACAGCACUAACACAGCCAGUAAUGAGGACUCCUAAACAAGAAGAUAAGUGUUCAGGCCACUGGGACAGUUGCAACACACAAAGCGAGAAUGUCUCCAACAUGACUUUUCUUCUUCAUCAGAAUUGGUGUGCUUUUUAAUCAGACCCAAAACAAGUAACAACAGCCAGAACCAUGAAAGAAUUAGCUUUAUUAUUUUGAAAUGAAAACCUGUUGAUAAAAGUGAAAUCCUGCGGUGUUAGGAUGACAUCAUAUCGUCAAGAUGCAUAGAGAGCAUAUAGGCACUAGGAGUUCUGAAAUGGAGUGCAACUCUGCAUUUAUGCUACUGCCUCGGAUAGUGUUAGAUAAACCUGCGGUGUUGCUGCUA
Syngnathus acus (greater pipefish) is the source of this 2642-nucleotide messenger RNA. It is a transcript of the gene ppp2r3c, whose product is annotated as protein phosphatase 2, regulatory subunit B'', gamma. Bases 877 to 2313 code for a protein of 478 amino acids. The transcript has 14 exons. Gene Ontology annotation, cellular component: centrosome; spindle. The record is from RefSeq and is a predicted model, not a curated record. Lineage: Eukaryota; Metazoa; Chordata; Actinopteri; Syngnathiformes; Syngnathidae. Gene Ontology annotation, biological process: microtubule cytoskeleton organization; positive regulation of B cell differentiation; regulation of dephosphorylation. Gene Ontology annotation, molecular function: calcium ion binding.